Messenger RNA from Xenia sp. Carnegie-2017, 1813 nucleotides. Its product is annotated as POU domain, class 3, transcription factor 4-like. The record is from RefSeq and is a predicted model, not a curated record. The coding region runs from base 353 to 1465 and encodes 370 amino acids. Gene Ontology annotation, biological process: regulation of transcription by RNA polymerase II. NCBI's taxonomy places the organism in Eukaryota, Metazoa, Cnidaria, Anthozoa, Malacalcyonacea, Xeniidae. Gene Ontology annotation, molecular function: RNA polymerase II cis-regulatory region sequence-specific DNA binding; DNA-binding transcription factor activity, RNA polymerase II-specific. The transcript has 2 exons.
GCUUUGAUGUAUGCAAAUAGAAACAAAUUUCCUCAUUUGAAUUCGAGUUCUCGUUUAAUAUUCCAGAGGAUAUAAUUGUAAUUUCCAUUUUCGUCAAACAACCUUGGUUAACAGGUCGGUCGUAUGGCAAUUUUUCUUAGUUUUUACUUCAGUAUGUCACCGAAAAUGGGCGAGUUAUGGUACGAGUUAAAUCAGUGGCAAGGGAAAUAGCGACGUUGAUUAUGACGAAGAAGAAACUACGACUUGUGAAGCGCUUUGACGCUAAAGUGCACUCUGAAAUGGUCCAAUUGGUGGCAGUAGUUGGCUUUUGUUAAUUCAAUCUGCCCUUUUUAUUUAAAUUAUGAAAUAAAGAAUGGAUACUAGCCAGAUGAAUGUCUCCUCAAAUCCUUCACUAACACCUGAUACCCUAAAUACUCAAGGUACGGAGAGCUCAUCAUCAGAAUUGCUUGCUAAGGAAUUACUUAUGAACUUUGUUCAACAACAAGAAGUACAAAAGAAUUCUGCUGUCACUUCUUCUGUAAACUUUGAUGUCAAUGCAACCACUGCAGUCAUUAACAUCACUUGUAAUACAGCAACAUUAAUGCCUGGAAUUACAUCAGUAUGUAAUUCUGUAUUACCACAAAGCAAGUUACUCGAUCUUGUUACAGUUGCCAGCAAAGAUCAUGAAAUUGUUAAAGAGCCUUCCAUACUGACCAUUCACAACUUGUCCACCUCCAAUGAAGGCACAUCUUCAGCCCAGGUAGAACCUAAUCUUGUCACAUCUCAAAAUGUUACAACUCCUGGAGGGACAACUAAUGUUUUUAAUGCUAAUGAUGGUACAUCACAUGUUAGAGAACAUCAAAUUGGCUUUGUUAAUACAACAUCAGGAGCAACAUCUACUGGUUUACCACAUGAUGGUACACUGCCAGCUAGUAGAGAAAUUAUCAAUAUGCCUGAUGCUUUGGAAAAAAGUGAAACUGAAGAGUUGGUUGACCCAUCAUCUCCUGAAGUGGAUGUAAAGCUUUAUUCACAAUUUCCUACAGCCCCUGCAUCUUGUGGUAUUGAACAUAUGCAGUCAUUUGUAAAUUUCUUCAAGCAACGUCGUAUUGCCUUGGGUUUCACUCAAGAGGAAGUUGGUAUUGCGCUUGGUACAUGGUAUGGAAGCAUGUACAGUCAGACUACGAUCUGUCGCUUUGAAGGACUACAACUUAGCUCGAAGAAGACCAAUGUCCUAAAGAGACUGCUUGAACAGUGGCUGGUUGAUGCUACUCAAAAAGUCACUGAUGGUGGCAUUCGAAAACGUAAAAAGAGAGUGACAUUCGAUGCUACAAUGAAAGAAGUUCUUGAGCGACAUUUUAUGUUAAAAAAGAAACCAAAAAGCGAGGAUAUCGCGCAGAUUGCCGCUGAAGUAAAUCUGGACCGUAAGGUUGUCCGAAUAUGGUUUUGUAAUCGACGGCAAAAAGACAGAAAGCUUGCCGGCAUCUAAAUUACCUUUCCGAGAAUCGCACAGCUGAAAUGGGUUCCGAAAUUACAGAUCACUAAUGUAGUGCUUCGACAACUGUACAAAUAAAAUCAGAUUUACGAUAUUUUCAAACGCAAAAAAUGAAGCAGAAGAGAAUAAUAAUUUUGAUAUGUUAUAGGAAGGUUGUUAUAAAUUAUUGUCAACGGACAACCAAAUAUUUGAUCCCUCAAACGUAAUUUUCAAUUUUACGACGUCGCUAAUCACUUGUGUUUUGACUUUUUCAUUUUAUAUUCAAUUGAUAUGUUAUGCUUAUGAUGUGAAAAUAGUUUAUUGGUAUAUAAAUAUCGAUUUUGCUGGUAUUUACUACGGAAA